GCGCCACCGUUUCCUUCAUUCUUUUCCUGGUUCGCGACGCUUCGGCCGCCCGUCGUCUGUUUCGCGCACGGGCCUCUCGUCUCGAGAAAGAGAGAAAAAGGAGAAUCGUUCGCGUAUGGUCUCUCUCUCUCUACGGAAACCUAGAGGACGAACAGAUAAGCAGCUGGAGUCGAGCCCGCGAUCGUGAUCUUUCCUGGUCCAGUCGCCAUCGCCACAAUGGAUUUCAUGAAGGUGCUCGAUCAGACCGUCCGGGAGAUAAAGAGGGAGGUGAACCUCAAGGUGCUCAAGGUGCCGGAAAUCGAGCAGAAGGUUCUCGAUGCCACAAGCGAUGAGCCGUGGGGUCCUCACGGUUCCGACUUGGCGGACAUUGCCCGGGCCACCAAAAGAUAUAGUGAAUGUGCAAUGAUCAUGAAUGUGUUGUGGAAACGGCUAGGGGACAGCGGCGCGAAUUGGCGUCAUGUGUAUAAGGCAUUUGCUGUGAUCGAGUAUCUUCUGGCUAAUGGCACUGAACGUGCUGUCGAUGACAUCAUUGAUAACAACUCACAAAUUGCAAAAUUUGUAAGUUUCGAGUAUGUAGAGCCUAAUGGAAAAGAUGUUGGGCUCAAUGUGCGAAAGAAGGCAGAAAAUGUUCUAGCUAUUAUGGAUGACAGGGAGAAGCUUCAACAAGUCAGGGAAAAGGCUGCUGCUACAAGGGAUAAGUACUUUGGUUUGUCAUCAACUGGAGUAACAUACAAGUCAAGUGCAGCAUCAUUUGGUAAUGGCAGCUACUCAUCUGGCAGUCGCUAUGGGGUCACACAGAGUUCAAAGGAAGCUGACGCAUCCAGGGAUAGCUACAGAGGCAAGGAAUGGAGCUACAGCAGUAAAGAAACAAUUUCAGAUUUUAGAAGCACUAGGCAAAUGUCGAUAGGAAACAUGAGCAGUACAACUAACUAUAAGCCAGGAAAGGGAGAAGGGCAUCACAGGAGAAAUCAAGAUUCCUCAACAUCACACCUGAAAUCAUCAUCAAAUCUUCGAUCCUCAUCCACAUCUGGGGGCACAAGUUCACAGAAAGUGGACAAUGAAGAUAACAACGACUUCAACCCACGAGGAUCUUCCAUAUCUGGAACAACUAAUGCAAGCUAUAAUCACGUGGAUCUCUUUGGGCAAAGUUUAAUGGAUGACCUUGUUGACACAACUGCAUCUACUUCAAGUACAGUGCCAAAUGUUGGAGCUGCUUCUUUGCCAGAAGUUGAUUUAUUUGCCAAUACAGAUUUCCAGUCUGCUAAUGCUCCAUUAGAAUCAACAACUGGCUCUCAUGCUCAGAUGUCAUCGCAGGACAAUAUUGAUCUAUUUGCGGGCAGAUCAUCAUUUGCUGGUUCUGUUAAUUCAGAUACGGAGUUCUCAGUACGCGAUACCCCUAAUAAAUCCUUAGAACUUAAUCUGCCUUCCCUUACACAAUCUUCUGCCUCUGCUUUUGAUCCAUUCCAACCAUCCUUCGUGGCAUCAUUCCCUUCAGACACUGAGUUCUCAGUGUGUGACACCCCAAGUAAAUCCAAAAACCCCACACAUCAUCAUUCCAGCGCUGCAGAUUUUGAUCCUUUUGCUGCAAUUCCAGUGAAGACUCUUGAUGGAUCUGACUCCUUCAGUGCAUUCUUUUCAAAUACAGAUUCAGGUCAAACUAAAACGGAAGGUGUCAAAAGUUGUGAUCAUAGUCCUUUAGAGGAGCUUAAUUUUGGUGCCUUCACUUCACACACAGAACCGCCUAGAGCAAGUGCCACUAAACCCAUGAGUAAGUCCCCCACAAAGCUGGAGCCGCCCUCUAUAUCAGAAUCAAAACCAGAUAUGAAGAAAGGGGCUUUCCAGGUCAAAUCUGGCAUAUGGGCUGAUUCUUUGAGUCGUGGACUAAUCGAUUUGAAUAUAACUGCCUCAAAAGAGGUCGAUCUUUCAGAUGUCGGGGUUGUUGGGCAAUUGAGCAAUGGAUCUGAGGGUAAGGGCCUAGCUGUUCCAUGGUUCACGGGGUCAGGGACGACAGUGAGCACCGGCUCAGGUCUGCAAAGCAGGUCUGUUUUUCCAUCAUCCGCAGGAUCCACGGGUGGAAGUGGUAAUUUCCAGCAGCAGCAGUUUGGAACCUUCACGUGAUCCUUAUUCAGGAUAUUCGUUAUCCAUGGUUCUUGAAGAGUUGCAAUAUCUGAUUUCCUGGAUCAUUUAUGCAGUACUGCUCCUGAGUCCUAACAUCUCGCCAAUCAGGUGCUUCGGAGAUGACCAGUACCAGUAUUGCAAAAUAGCUGUCAUCUUCGCCCUUGAUGUGUUAUACUUUUGUAUCUAUUAUAUUAGUUCAUCCAAAGUAAAUUUGUAUGUACACACUGUGAAUAAAGCCUUAGUUUUUUUUUUCUGAUAGAAGGCCUCGUUUUUUUGGUAUAUCAGUUCUCAAUAAUGCAAGCAGCAAUCCUGUAAUUUGCCUCAUCUAUUGUACAGUGCACACCCGAAAUUAGCUGACUUUCAACCUUUUCAGUAUAAUAACACUAGGGAUAAUGCAGGAUAUAUGAAUUGUAAUGAAAUGAUAAAUCCCUUGAUACCA
Messenger RNA from Setaria italica (foxtail millet), 2557 nucleotides. RefSeq names its product clathrin interactor EPSIN 1. The transcript has 11 exons. The coding region runs from base 217 to 2118 and encodes 633 amino acids. Gene Ontology annotation, cellular component: endosome; clathrin vesicle coat; plasma membrane. Gene Ontology annotation, molecular function: phospholipid binding; clathrin binding. NCBI's taxonomy places the organism in Eukaryota, Viridiplantae, Streptophyta, Magnoliopsida, Poales, Poaceae. The record is from RefSeq and is a predicted model, not a curated record. Gene Ontology annotation, biological process: endocytosis.